CUUCUUCCUCGUCUUCCCGCCAACUCUUCCUCCAAGAACCUGAUACAGUGUCUCUCUGUCUGUCUUUCUUGUGCUGUGCUGGUGGUAGCCAUGCCGACGGCGUUCGCGGCCAAGUCCCCUGCUUCUUGUUGCUCCAUACAUGGCGCCUCGCCGGCGGCGGCGCGGCCGCGGCGGCAGUCGGUGCGGUUCACGACGCGCGCCGCGGCGGCGAAUUCGGUGCUGAGCGCGCCGUCGUCCGGGGCAGUGAGGUCGUCGGCGGCGGCGGCGUACGUUCCGGCGGCGCCUAAGAUGAUGCCUGAGGCGGACGGCGCGUCGGUGCGCGUCGGGGGCGGUGGUGAGGCGCCGGCGAGGAGGGCGGAGAAGGAGGGGCUCAAUUUGUUCCAGCGCGCCGCGGCGGUGGCGCUCGACGCGUUCGAGGAGGGGUUCAUCACGAAUGUGCUGGAGCGGCCGCACGCGCUGCCGCGGACGGCCGACCCGGCGGUGCAGAUCGCCGGGAACUUCGCGCCGGUGGGCGAGCAGCCGCCGGUGCGGGCGCUCCCGGUGUCGGGCCGGAUCCCGCCCUUCAUCAAUGGCGUCUACGCGCGCAACGGCGCCAACCCGCACUUCGAGCCCACCGCCGGUCACCACCUGUUCGACGGCGACGGCAUGGUCCACGCCGUCCGCAUCCGCAACGGCGCCGCCGAGUCCUACGCCUGCCGCUUCACCGAGACGGCGCGGCUCAAGCAGGAGCGCUCCCUCGGCCGCGCCGUCUUCCCCAAGGCCAUCGGCGAGCUCCACGGCCACUCCGGCAUCGCCCGCCUCGCGCUCUUCUACGCGCGCGGCCUCUGCGGCCUCGUCGACCCCUCGCACGGCACCGGCGUCGCCAACGCCGGCCUCGUCUACUUCAACGGCCGCCUCCUCGCCAUGUCCGAGGACGACCUCCCGUACCAGGUCCGGGUCACCGGCAACGGCGACCUCGAGACGGUCGGGCGGUACGACUUCGACGGGCAGCUCGGGUGCGCCAUGAUCGCGCACCCAAAGCUGGACCCGGUCUCCGGCGAGCUGUUCGCGCUCAGCUACGACGUGAUCAAGAAGCCGUACCUCAAGUACUUCUACUUCGGCGCCGACGGGACGAAGUCGCCGGACGUGGAGAUCGAGCUGGAGCAGCCGACGAUGAUCCACGACUUCGCCAUCACCGAGAACUUCGUGGUGGUGCCCGACCACCAGGUGGUGUUCAAGCUCGGCGAGAUGUUCCGCGGCGGCUCGCCGGUGGUGCUCGACAAGGAGAAGACGUCGCGGUUCGGCGUGCUGCCCAAGUACGCGAGGAGCUCGUCGGAGAUGGUGUGGGUGGACGUGCCGGACUGCUUCUGCUUCCACCUGUGGAAUGCGUGGGAGGAGCCGGAGUCCGACGAGGUGGUGGUGGUCGGCUCCUGCAUGACACCCGCCGACUCCAUCUUCAACGAGUCCGACGACCGCCUCGAGAGCGUGCUCACCGAGAUCCGCCUCAACACGCGCACUGGCGAGUCCACCCGCCGCGCCGUGCUGCCGCCGUCGACGCAGGUGAACCUCGAGGUCGGCAUGGUCAACCGCAACAUGCUCGGCCGCAAGACCAGGUACGCCUACCUCGCCGUCGCCGAGCCGUGGCCCAAGGUGUCCGGCUUCGCCAAGGUCGACCUCGUCACCGGCGAGCUCACCAAGUUCGACUACGGCCCCGGCCGCUUCGGCGGCGAGCCCUGCUUCGUCCCCAUGGACGGCGCCGGCGCCGCCGCCUCCCCCGCCCGCGGCGAGGACGACGGCUACAUCCUCUCCUUCGUCCGCGACGAGGCCGCCGGCACCUCCGAGCUCCUCGUCGUCAACGCCGCCGACAUGCGCCUCGAGGCCACCGUCCAGCUCCCUUCUCGCGUCCCCUAUGGCUUCCACGGCACCUUCAUCAACGCCGGCGAGCUCUCCUCCCAGGCCUAGACCGCCCGACCGGCCGGCCGGCCGCCGCCAUGGUUUCUUGAUUCCUUUGGUUCAUUCCUACAAACACCUUCCAAUCUUCUUGGAGGAGAGCACAAUUUGGAGGGAACAAAAAAACAAUGGCUUCACCAGAGGGCGCCAUAGGAGGUCCCCGGGAGCCUGACCACUCUCACUUUGCUUCCUUGAAAUCUCUUGGUUCUUUCCUUGAUUUUUAACAGAUGCCUCUGGUUAAUCACACACUAUUAGCAGUAGAGCUUAGUGUCAUUAGGGAGCUAGAGCCACAGGUGACUGAGUGACUGACAGGUGGGGCCCAGCUUGCAGCUUUUGCUUCUGUACAGAGCUCAGCUGGUUUCUGCUUUUAUCAUUCAGUCACCUGUGAUAGGGAUAACAGCAGCUUCUGCUCUCUGAUACUUCUGCUGCUGCUGCUGCUGCUGCUGUUACUACUGAUGACGAUGUGAGAGGAAGGAAGGUUAAACCACCCAGUUGCUGCAACUGUGGUGAUGUUGGUUAGUAUUAGUCUUUUACUAAUCAUGCCUUAUUCUCCAUUUUCUCCACGCUGUUGUAUAUAUACUCUU
This is a messenger RNA of Oryza brachyantha (malo sina), 2513 nucleotides long. Its product is annotated as 9-cis-epoxycarotenoid dioxygenase NCED5, chloroplastic. Gene Ontology annotation, cellular component: chloroplast stroma. Gene Ontology annotation, molecular function: carotenoid dioxygenase activity. The transcript has a single exon. NCBI's taxonomy places the organism in Eukaryota, Viridiplantae, Streptophyta, Magnoliopsida, Poales, Poaceae. The record is from RefSeq and is a predicted model, not a curated record. Gene Ontology annotation, biological process: carotene catabolic process. Bases 91 to 1941 code for a protein of 616 amino acids.